CCCUACAUUUCAGCUAUUGCGGUUUAGGACGGAUAACUUUUUGUCCUUGAUGUUAAGCCCUCACAUCCUAUAAGUGCUUCGCUGCGUCUUGGUGACUUUUCGCAUACAAAACGCAGAUCGGAUCCAAAACGAUAAUGUCGUUGAGGAGAAUCUUGCUAUCUCCGUUCGUAGGUGUCAGCUUGAUCGUCGUUCUCUUGGCUCUCUACUUCAGAUCUUCCUUCAAGUCUCCUCCACAACACAACCAAAGGUUGUUUUCUGCUGAAGAAUUGGCAUUGUACAAUGGCACUGAUGAAACGUUACCUAUUCUCUUAGGGAUUCUUGGAUCUGUAUAUGAUGUGACCAAAGGGAAAUCUCAUUACGGUAGUGGAGGAGGUUACAAUCAUUUUGCUGGAAGAGAUGCUUCUCGUGCAUUUGUUUCUGGCAACUUUACAGGAGAUGGACUUACAGAUUCGUUACAUGGGUUAUCUAGCAGUGAGGUGAAGAGCAUAGUCGACUGGCGAGGUUUCUACUCCAGGACCUACACUCCUGUUGGGAAGCUUGUUGGACGGUACUACGAUAGCCAAGGUAAUCCUACUAAGCACUUAAAAGGAGCUGAAGCAAAAGCCUCAAGAGGUGCACAACUCAUGGAGAAGCAAAAGAUUGAAGAAGACAAGCAAAAGAAUUGCAACUCACGAUGGAGUCAAGAUGAAGGUGGAGAGGUUUGGUGUGAUGUUGGGGUGCCAAGAUUGGUACAAAGACCAUUGGAGAUAGCAAUAACUGGUUCGAUGAGCAAACGUUGCGCUUGCUUUGAGGAAGACCAACUUGAUCAGUCUGGUUUGGAGAUCUAUAAAGACUGUGAACCACUUGCCAAGACUUGCAAAGUCUGAAUGUAAUCACAAGGCUUGGCUUAACCAGCUUGCAAUUGCUAUUAUAUGCGCCUUGAGUAUUCUUGUAUUAUAAAUAGCUGAGAAGCCUUUUUGUAUGGAUGCAUCACGUCGUGUAGUUUAUGUGUAAUUAGUUUAGAACUCUACAUGUAUUAUUUGGUUUGACGCCGUGCUCUUCUGCUAUUGCGUCGCCAGAUCAUGUGUUGUGUGAACGGCACACUGGCUCUUCUUUAUUGACAAACGGCAAACUGAUAUUCCCUC
Brassica rapa (field mustard) is the source of this 1124-nucleotide messenger RNA. RefSeq names its product membrane-associated progesterone-binding protein 4. Lineage: Eukaryota; Viridiplantae; Streptophyta; Magnoliopsida; Brassicales; Brassicaceae. Gene Ontology annotation, cellular component: endomembrane system; membrane. The record is from RefSeq and is a predicted model, not a curated record.